AACGUAACACAGCCAAGGUGCUUUUGUGUCUUUCUCUGACAAUUCAGUUGAAGAACCUCUCUGUGUGUGGUUUCUGCAAUGUGUGUGCCUUGAAUAUAAAGAGUCAAUUGCUGUAACUUUCUGCUGCAUAUCCAAGUCCUUUUGCUCACAGCUGCUCUGUAAAUAUAAUUCCUGAAAUAUUGGUUACAGCGAAUGUGAACAGUACAAUAUGAAGGGGUUUCUAAAUAAAUUUUGCUUGCAGGCAGCUGUGUCAACAGCUUCAGGCACUAUGGGGUGAACAGCAAAUAAGCAAAAAAAGGAGUAGAGCCAUUUGAGUCCGUGUAAUCCCAGUUCCACUGCUCCUUUUGAUCUAACCUUGAACACUGCAUUAAUGAGUGUUGGCUUCCAGAGUGUUCUAUGACCUUUUCUCUUGUUCUGCUUUAAUAUGAAAAGCACAGUUGGGAUGCUGUUACCAUAUAGUUACAAAAAAAAAAACCAAAAAAACCUGUGAGAGCCAAGUAAAAGUGGUUACACUUUUUUGUUUUAUUAAACAGCAUUUGAAUCUCAGGAGUGAGGUGUAAAUCUAGGUGUGAAUGACACUUAAAUAUGUGUUUCAGACUUGUCUUCUGGGUCAGAUCCUGUGUCAGUUGACAAGAAAAUGUUAGAGUGGUUGCUGUCUUUAAAACCCAAAUUUGCAGAGGGGGGAGUCUGAGAAUUUGGAGCUUCUGCUGUCUUCAGGGGAACAGGAGAUGCUCAGCUGUACAAUCUCAAAUAGAGUCACAAAGUCAUUACGUGUGGAAUAGUUAAUGGUUUUAUCUUCUGCCUGGAAUAUAAAACUCUUAAAAAGCACAGUUAUAGUUUAGGAACAAAAAUACAUUUUUGAAAAAGCUGAAAUUGACACUCUUCCUUUUGCAGUUUUUUUUAGUGGAAAAAAAUGAGUGGUAGAGUAUCAGAGUGUGAGUGCAGCAUUGCUGUGCUGAGUUCAUUACUAUCCUGAUGAUGAAAUGGUACAGGAUACAUCUCACAUCAGAUGGAGGGAAAAUGCAUCUUGUAGCUGCAGAACACAUUCUCUUAGACAAAUGCCCUUCAGCAUUUAUGAUCUUGGUAUCCCAAUGAAGGCAUGAUCGAAGCAAGUGAAACAGGCCAGCGUGAUGCAUUGCAUAAUUACUAAAACUGACACAUGUUUUGUUUGGCAGAGUAACAAGGCAGUGAAAUUACAGCCUUGUGGGGCAGUGUACACCCUGCUAGGGAAGCUUUCUGCUGUUUCAGCCCUUGGUUUAUGUUCUAAUAGCAACCUGUAUCAUUAGUUAUAUAUUUGGGGUCUUGACCACUGGGUUGGUGAGGCAAGUGCCUGGGUAACUGAGACUAUCAGCAACUUGCUAGGUGAUAUUAUUUGGGAUAUUAGGAUUCAAAGGUAGUAAAUUGGGUGUGGUAGCUCUGACUUUUGUCCCUGGUAGGAUAAACGGAAUAAUUAAGCACUUGGUGCAAUGGUCUGAAGCCUUUUUGCCUCCAAUCUUCUUCUGCUUCUUGAAUCAACAAAAAGUGCCUUUGCCUCCGAUAAACUUUAGGUUAAAGUGGGGAGGAAAAAACCAAACCCAGAAGCAUCAUUGACUGGGUAGAUUUUUCAACAUGAAUCGUGCUUUUAGCAGGAAGAAAGACAAAACAUGGAUGCACACUCCUGAAGCCUUAUCAAAGCAUUAUAUUCCCUAUAAUGCAAAGUUUCUAGGCAGUACAGAAGUGGAGCAGCCCAAAGGCACAGAAGUUGUAAGAGAUGCUGUUAGAAAAUUAAAGUUUGCAAGACAUAUCAAGAAAUCUGAAGGCCAAAAGACACCCAAAGUUGAAUUACAAAUCUCAAUUUAUGGUGUAAAAAUUCUAGAUCCGAAAACAAAGGAGGUCCAGCACAACUGUCAGCUCCACAGGAUAUCCUUUUGUGCUGAUGACAAAACUGACAAGAGAAUAUUUACUUUCAUCUGCAAAGACUCAGAAUCCAAUAAGCACCUGUGCUACGUGUUUGACAGUGAAAAGUGUGCGGAAGAGAUAACUUUAACAAUUGGUCAAGCAUUUGACUUAGCUUACAGGAAAUUUCUGGAAUCUGGAGGAAAAGAUGUUGAAACAAGGAAACAAAUUGCAGGUUUACAGAAAAGAAUUCAAGAAUUAGAAACUGAAAAUGCAGAACUGAAAAAUAAAGUUCAAGAUUUGGAAAACCAGUUAAGAAUAACACAAGUACACGCAUCUCCACUGCUGCACAUAAAGUGUGAUAAUGAUGAACAUAUGUUUCAAAGACCCUCUACUUUUUUCUGGUGUAACAAUGAGGAUUCACCUCCUUGUUUAGAUAUCUCUUCCAUUACGCUUACUCCUAGGAGUUCUCCUGACUCUAGACUACCACCUGGAUUGUUAAUACCACCACCUUCAAAAAGUGGUCUUCCAAAGCCUGCCAGUGAAUACAGCUGCCCAAGACCUCGUGCAGGCAGUGUGACACCUAAAUCACCCUCCACUGACAUCUUUGAUAUGGUUCCCUUUUCUCCCAUAUCCCCUCAGUCAUCAACACCUACUCGCAAUGGUACACAGCCUCCUCCAGUACCCAGUAGAUCUACAGAGAUCAAGAGAGACCUUUUUGGAGCAGAACCUUUUGACCCUUUUAGCUGUGGAGCAGGAGAUUUCCCUCCAGACAUUCAGUCCAAACUAGAUGAGAUGCAGGAGGGGUUCAAAAUGGGAUUAACUCUUGAAGGCACAGUAUUUUGUCUUGACCCACUAGACAGCAGGUGCUGAUGCCAAGAAAGUCAAUGUGAAUUUCCUCCACAGUGGGUUUUUUUUUUGUUUCUCAACACGUACUCACAAAUACUAUCCAUGUGCCAAAAAUUGCUUUUUUUUCAACAUGUAAACUCUUGUGAGGCUUGCUUCUGUAAAAAUUCAACUUAUUUCCAGUCUUUCCCUGUACAAAUGUAAAAAGUUGUGUUUGUUUAUGAAUUAUGGAUGAAAUUACGCUGUUGUGUUUCUUUCUGUCACACUUUGGCCCGAGUUUACUAUGCUUUAUGACUAUUAGCUUGGAGAAGUUCUUCAAAAAGGUCACUCAUACCUCUCUCUCUGUCUCUCUCUGCAAAUGUGCAGGCAUGAAUUCUACAUAAUACUUUACCUGGCAGCAUUUUGAAAUUAUGCUUUUAAGGUAUUAUUUAAUAUUCAAGCAGUAAAAUUAUUAAUAUCUGCUACAAAAAUUUCAAUUUGCAGUGAAAAAAGCAUAAAAUACUAACCAUUACUAUAUGCUUCAAAAGUAAAUCUGGAUGCAGUGUGAUUGAUUUCCAUCACUGUAUGUGGUUACUGUCCUGUAUAUCCAUUGUCAUUGGUUUAUACAAUCCAGAUUUUAGAUCAUUCAUGUUUUAGAAACUAACAAGUUGUUAGUCUGCUAAUUAGUGCUGAAUGAGCCUAGAAGAGCUGCUGAAUUGCAGAAUGGCAAAGCAACCAGCCAUUGUUUUUGAUAUUUUAUAGCUGAAGUGUAAAGUAUGUACCUUGGAAUCCAUUACAUGCUAGCCAUAACUUAAAAGGAAGAUUAUGGUCCUGCAUUUACUUAGGAACUUAUGUGAUUUUGUGUAUAAGCAGGCACUGGGCUCACUUCUGUAAUUACUUUCAACACCUGAGUGUUUACAGCCAGGCUCUGUUGAGUAUAAUUCUUUUACUCUCUUCUUUAGUGUUCCAUGUCUUUAAUUUUGAGGCUUUCUGCAGAGAAACAACUAUAAGUCCUCUGUACCCACUGGCUGUUCAUGUUACAGAAAUACCUGCACACCAAAAUUCUCACCUGCUGGUGAGAUGAAUGCUGACAUGUCUAUGCAUACUCUUCAUUAAUCUUUCUCAUAAGCAAUAAAACACCCUCUUAAACCUAUCUCAGAAAAUUAUUAUCAUGAGUUCAAUUCAAAAACCUUCCAACCUCUAGUAUUUUCCCUUCAAAACAUACAAAUGUGGAAAUCCCCCUGCCCAAAAUUUUCAGAUUUUUGUUUUUAUGAGAGCCUUUUUGGUGGCACUUAUAGUUUUGUCCUUAACAGUCACAGUUUACACCAAAACCACAUUUUUCAAUUUCAUCCCGAGUAUUUUUAUGCCUUGUUCAACAAAGUACUUGUGCGUGUACCUUUGGAGUCCUGUAAAAGAAUGGGAUUAUUCCUUUGCUGGGUUUGACACAUCCUCAGGUACCUUGCUGAACUGGGCCCUUAACGUCCUACAUUACAUUUGUCUUCCUCUCCCUCAUUCUGAGUUCAUCAUUGAAAUAGAGUAUUAUAGAGAAAUAUAUAUAUAUAAAAUAUAUGAAAUCACUAACAAAUAGAAUAGUAUAUGUUUCAUAAAGAAAAGUCUUUAUAAUUUUGUUUGUCAUAUAGUAUUUUCGAAUUUGUAUAAUGAGGAUGUUUAGUAGCCAUAGCAAUGGCCUUUUUUAACAAAUAGAAUUUGUAUUUUUAUUGUACUUUAAAAAGCUUUACAUAAUAAGCAUAUAUUUAGUGGUCAUUUAUUAUCUAUGGUAACACUAAGAUAAUAUUUGCACAUUUUAAGAAACCUUUUUCGUUACUGAUUUUUACGAUAGUUGACUGCAAAUGGCAUGGUUAAAUCUUAUAUACCUGGUCAAUACAUACAAAAAUACUUAAAUCUACACAACAGUGCAUUUUUAAUUUUUAUGUGAUCCAAUUGGAGACUGUAUUUCUAUGUAAUCUCAAAUGUCUGUUUAAUUUUGCCUAAAAUAAAUGUUUUUAAAUAAA
Messenger RNA from Motacilla alba alba, 4712 nucleotides. RefSeq names its product GULP PTB domain containing engulfment adaptor 1 (gene GULP1). The transcript is spliced from 12 exons. Bases 1609 to 2748 code for a protein of 379 amino acids. The record is from RefSeq and is a predicted model, not a curated record. NCBI's taxonomy places the organism in Eukaryota, Metazoa, Chordata, Aves, Passeriformes, Motacillidae.